Molecule: messenger RNA, 1626 nt
Organism: Colletotrichum truncatum
Lineage: Eukaryota; Fungi; Ascomycota; Sordariomycetes; Glomerellales; Glomerellaceae
Product: acetylcholinesterase precursor
Source: RefSeq, a predicted model, not a curated record
AUGGGACUUGUCGAUGUCUUCACGACGGGCGCAAGCCUGGCCUUAGCUGUGUCUGUCUUCCCUCACACGGCGGCAGGUGCAUGCGUCAACGUCACACGGCCUACGAGUGUCGUCCUUCCCCAGGGCACGUUCAAUGGCUUCCGUGAUGACUCCCAUAACUCGGUCUUCCUGGGUAUCCCUUUUGCGGCCACUACGGGCGGGGAGAACCGAUGGCGAGCGCCUCAAGCUGUUCCCGAGUCCACAGCAACCUUUGACGCGACGGCUUACGGCCCAACAUGCCCUCAGGCCAUCUCAGGCACUUCCUUCACCCAGCAGGGCGAGGAUUGUCUGAACCUCAAUAUCUGGUCUCCCCCGAACGGAAAGGACCUGCCCGUCUUUGUGUACAUGUACGGCGGUGCUAUGGUCACCGGCUCCAGCAGCAACCCUCAGUUGCAGGGAAGCAACUUUGCGCGGAAUGGCGUCGUCUAUGUCAACUUCAACACCCGCGAGAGCAUCUUUGCCUCCCCCCACUCUGCGGAGUUGAAGGAUUCCAAUCCUGAUGAGUCCCAGAACUUUAGCAUCCUGGACGUCGAGAAGGCUCUUGAUUGGAUCCACGAGAACAUUCAGGCAUUCGGAGGAAACCCCAAUCACAUCGUAUUUGGCGGUCACUCUUCAGGCGGUGUCCAAGUUGACCAUUAUCUCUGGAACCAUCCCGACACUUGGCUUAAGGGUGCCGUGCAGAUGAGCGCCAAUGCCGUCUCCGGUCCCGGUUACGCGCCGGUCAAUGAGGCUCUAAAUGCCGUCGCCGCCGAAGUCGGGUGCCCCGCUGGUGGCGAGGGUCAAUUGGACUGCCUCCGCAAGGUCGAUCUGUACGCCUUCCAGACUGCCAACUUCAACUCGACCUUCAACACCUGGUUCACCCCUGUCGUUGACGACAUAACGCGUCACUCCGACUACGCUGCACGCUUUGCCGCCGGCAAGUAUGCCUCUCACGUGCCUCUCUUGACCGGCACCUCGAACGGUGAGGGUACUAUCUUCAGCAUCGUAUACGGCGGCGAGAACACUAACUUUAGCUCCUGGAUCAACACCUUUGACGCAGACAGUGCGCACAUUGAGGAUUCUGUCUUGAUCGAGGCCUACAACGCCUCUGACUACGAGACCGAAUCCCUUCGCAGCGGCGCUCAGUACGGCGAUGCCCGCUUCAACUGCGCGGUAGACUACCUGCAGGACAUCCGUAGUGCGGCGCAGGAUACCUGGGUCUACCGUUUCUUCGGCGCCUAUGACAACGUCGUCGGACCCCCCAACACUGCGCCCACUCACGGCACUGAAGUUCCCUUCUUCCACGGUGGUAAUGAGUGCUUUGAGGCUCUUUCGGGAGUCACUGAGGAGCAGCAGGCCUUGGCCGACUCUAUUCACAAGUGGUUCGUUGAGUGGAUCAAGAACCCUGCUGCCGGACCCGGGUGGGACAAGGUUGCACCCGAGUCGGGCCCGCUCGUAAAGCUGGGUGUUCCCGGUGAUGAGCUGUCGUUGAUCAAGGGCUCUACGAACGAGUUCAACGCUCGAUGCCAGUCGGUGUACAAGCCCGCCUUCCCCAAGUACCCCGUCAUCCAGUCGGUUGCGGAUCUGGUCAAGAAGCUGUUGCAAUAG